AUGUCAUCGUCGUCGUCUCGAAGUCAACUCGAUCAAGGCAUUUCGGCCUCGAGGGCUGGUGGGGCUCAGAAACGACCGCCGUCGACGAGCAAAGCGCAGACGCCUACAAAGAAGCAGCGCGCCAAUCCUCGUCCGUCUCCAUCAGUUGGUUCGACGUCGCGUCGUUCAGGCGAAGACUCUGCGACCGACUCGGGCUCGACCGCCUCGGUGCGCAGACGUCCGCGAGACUCGGCAUCUGCGGCUGUGCAGGAAGAGCCAAGGUGGGCGUACGCGGAACGUGUUUUGCUGGACAGGACGUUGCGUCUGCACAGCGUCUCGCCGCUACACUUGUCUUCGUUGCCGGCUUCGAUCCAGGAGGUGUCCCGACCUCUGUUCCAGAUGCUUCGGAACGAACUGCGACACUACAUCAACUUGCGAUUGAGCGACGGCUUUGGUUUCCUCGAAUCAGCCGGUACCACGAUCGACGCGCGGGAUCCGGAAAGCGGCGACCUUCGUCCGCCCGAGCGCAGACGUCGCGCAGAUAUCGAUCGAGUCGGUCAGGUGCGCAUCGGCCUCCUGGAGGAUGGGGAGUUCACGGGAGCGCUGCAAGAAUCGAAUCGAUCUGGCGAGGCGAAGGCGCGUCCGUGGGCGAUCGAGAUCGAGCUAGGCAAACCAGCAGCAGAACAGGAGGGCAACAAGGCCAAGAUCACGUCGUUGCGCUCCAGAGCGGCGCAGGAAGCAACACCUGCGGAGCUAUGCCACAUCGUGUUUGUGCCUGCGUCGACGACGCGGGACGAGCAUUCACGCACGAGUCGCAGAUACCCACUGAUCGCGACAAAGGCUCCAUCCUCGAGCACGGCGAGCUCGGAUCCGCUGCUGGCGACGUCGGUCAAUGUGGGGCCGGUUGUGCUGGGACACGCGCUCGACUGGAUUCAGAAACGAUUCGACUGUCGCAUCUCUUCGGCGACAGGAGCAGCUGCGAUUGCAUCGCAGAUGCGCGGUCCGCGACUGGAAGCGCUCGCCGAACUCAUCGUACGUCAAACUCGGUCCGAGAUGGGCAUGACCGACGGCGUAGAGCGCACACAAGAGCAAAGAGCAGCAGAUGCGGCAGUCAAGCCCGUAGAGCUGGUGUUUGCGUUCCCGACAAGAGUCAAAUCCGAAUCUGGCAAGAGCAAGAUGCCAUCAGGACCAGCGCCAGACUUGACCUCUCUCACUCUCACGGUGCCAUGGGAAGUUUGCAUGAAUCUGCUGGACGGCUUGGCGCUAGACGAAUCGUUGCUGCCGGCGCUGAACCACUACCUCUCGACGCACACUUCGAUUCCAUUGGAUGCACUGGAGCUCACGAGGAUCGGUGUAGCGGGGAUCAGCGUUGGUGCGGGGAGGAUAAAGAUCUCGAAAGUGCCAGGAAAGGAUGCUGUCAACGUCGCAAAGAGGUCGCUGUUGAAGCGGUCGCAAGGAGGAGCUCGAGGCCAGGACGAGGAUGAGGGAGAGCCGAGCGAUAGACGCCGUGCAGGCGCGGUGUUCGCAUUUCUCAGAAGCCUGGCCGAGGGCGGCGAUGCGGAUCAGUAG
Pseudozyma hubeiensis SY62 is the source of this 1548-nucleotide messenger RNA. RefSeq names its product vacuolar protein sorting-associated protein. The transcript has a single exon. The coding region runs from base 1 to 1548 and encodes 515 amino acids. The record is from RefSeq and is a predicted model, not a curated record. NCBI's taxonomy places the organism in Eukaryota, Fungi, Basidiomycota, Ustilaginomycetes, Ustilaginales, Ustilaginaceae.